CGCCCCUCUCCUUCCCCCACCCAGCAACCAUGUUUUGAGGUGGCUGGAGCUGCAGCAGCAGAAUUUCCCCCAAUCUCUGGCCAAAUCUGCCCUUAUUCAGUCAUUUCCUUUGCUGGGACAUUCCCCCUGGGACUCUGCCUGGGGAGUUGUCCAAAGGAAAUCCUGCUUCCUCCGCUGAGGAGCCCUGGCAGCAGCGCCUGCUUCUCCUGGGGGUUGCAUGGGCCGGCCAGGACCCUCUCCUCCUCUCCUCAGUAACUGAUAAGGGGCCAGGGAUCCCCAGGACCAGCCUGGCUGUAGCCAAAUCUUCUUCCCAAGAGAUGGGUUGUGGCCCAGAGGCAUGGUCCCAUCCUGGGAGGAGGAUGAGGGAGGCUUGCCUGUUUGCUUGGCCACCCUUCCUGACCCCUCUCCCUGCUCCCUUGAGGGCUGCAAGCCUGCCUUUCUGACCCCCGAAGACUUCAGGUCCCUCACUGGCUCUCUCUGGGGCAGGGAUGGGGGUAGAGGCGCACUUGGAGCCUCUUGCUUGGAGAAUGCCUUUCCAGCAAGGAAUGGUUCCAGCAGCAACCGCAGGCCCAGGACGCUCCACUUUUCCUGCGAAAACAUUUUUUCUCCUUAAAAGGAAAAUGACAGCCUGGCUCUUGGGGGGGGAGUGGGCACGGCUGGCGGCGCUGAAUCAGGCGCUGGGAGCCGGAGCGGCCCUUGGAUGAGCCACAUCUGGUCAGCUCCACAUCUGCCUCCUCCGAGGGCAGAGCGUUGAAGGGGCUCAAGGAGCAUCAGGGUCGGCUCUGGGGGUGUCCUGGGUUCCUUGUACCCAUUCCCUGGAGAUCAGUAGUUGCUCCAAAGUCCACCCCACAGAUGACUCUAGUGAGAAAGGAAGAAACAGAAUGGGGCUCCUUCUUAAAUACCCACAGGUCUGGUCUUCCAGUUUCUCGCUGGUUGUUUGGUGAUGUAACUGGCUGCCCUGGCUGGCUCUUGCCGGUCCCCGCAAGCCAUUCAAGGAAUCUGCCUCCCCCCAUAACUCCUGGUGGAAGGGGCAGCUUUGCCAAAAGAGGGCUCCUUACAUUUGCAUGGUGGUCUAGGGGGGCUGUCUGUGACCCCAGUCCAUCUUUUAGGGUAGGACACUAGGCCCCAGAAGUGAUGGGGGGCACUGGCAUGGGGCUUGGUGGCCUCCACAACCUUUAAGCGUUUUUUGGCCUUGCAAGGAGCUGUCUGUGCUGGGAAAGAGCGGCUUACCUGCACCAACAUUUGUCCCAGGGUCUCCCCGCUUUGGUUGGAGGCCUUGCAGCUGCUUUGGGCUUUUGUCUCCUGCUGCCUCUGUGUUCUUUGGGUUCCCCGGCUGCCCUGUUUCCCGUGGGCAACUAGUGCACUAGAGGGGCCUAUCUUCUGACCCAGGGAGGCCAGCGCACUAGACAGGUUGUUCAUGUGCCGCUCCAGUGGAUGUUCCCCGGGUGGUAUUUUCAGAGGCCAUUUGUUUUGGAGUUGGAUAGCUGUCUCUGGGGUACCCAUCUUGCGCCAGCUGGCAAAGCUGUGCUAGGGCACCCCGUGUUGCACCUUGUGGCCGCUGGGUGGAACCUACGUCUUGUCUGGGUUGCCCGCUGGGUUUGGCCCAGCCUGGCCUAGCUGCCUCCCUCCCUCCCUUCUUCCCUUCCUCCUUCUUUUCUUCUAUUCCUUCCUUCCUUCCUGUCUUGACGUGUUCUUGGGCCCUGGCCCAACCUCAGUGCAGGUUAGAGUGGUUCCCUCUCCCUCUUAAGUUGCAAAGAGUGAUGAUGGGGUCGGUCCAUCUGUCUGUCUGUCCAUCCUCCCGCAGCAAUGUCUGGCUGACAGGGCUCUGGUGGUGGAUCUGGAGUGCCAGCUCAUGAUCCUGGCGUGCCUCUCUGCUCUCCCGGAAGGGAGGAGUAGAAGGAGAGUGCCUGCUGCCUUCCCUUCCCUUCCUCUUGUUCAGUGGGGCGGGAGCUGGGGGAAGUCAUUCCUUUGGGGACAUAAGGUGCCCUGCAGUGGAGGAGCCUUACCCGUCCUCCCUUCUCCCACUUCUGGGGACUGUGAAGCAGGCGGAGGCUGUGGGAAGAGCGGCUAUGAGAUUCAGGGCUGUGGCGGUUGGCAGCGAGGGAGUCCGUCUCGAGAUGGAGAGUGCCCUGACAGCCCGGGACCGGGUGGGCGUCCAGGACUUCGUCCUCCUGGAGAACUUCACCAGCGAGGCGGCGUUCAUGGAGAACCUGCGCAAGCGCUUCAAGGAGAACCUGAUCUAUACUUACAUUGGUUCCGUUCUGGUCUCAAUGAACCCCUACAAGGACCUAGAAAUCUACAGCAAGCAGCACAUGGACCGCUACCGAGGAGUCAGCUUCUAUGAGGUCUCUCCUCACCUCUAUGCCAUUGCAGACAACGCAUACCGCUCGCUGCGCACGGAGCGAAAGGACCAGUGCAUCCUCAUCUCCGGGGAGAGUGGGGCUGGCAAGACCGAGGCUACCAAGAAGGUCCUACAGUACUAUGCCGUCACGUGUCCAGCCAGCGAGCAGGUGGAGACUGUGAAGGACCGGCUCCUGCAGUCCAACCCGGUCCUGGAGGCUUUUGGGAAUGCAAAGACCCUGCGGAACGACAAUUCCAGCCGCUUUGGGAAGUACAUGGACGUCCAGUUCGAUUACAAGGGGGCACCCAUCGGAGGGCACAUCCUGAACUACCUCCUGGAGAAGUCGCGUGUGGUCCACCAGAACCACGGAGAGAGGAACUUCCACAUCUUCUACCAGCUGCUGGAGGGCGGGGAGGAAGACCUGCUCAGACGGCUGGGCUUGGAGAGGAACCCCCAGCAAUACCACUUCCUUGUCAAGGGCCAGUGUGCCAAGGUGAGCUCCAUCAAUGACAAGAGUGACUGGAAGGUGGUGCGCAGGGCCCUGUCGGUUAUUAACUUCACAGAUAACGAAGUGGAGGACCUGCUGAGCAUUGUGGCCAGUGUCCUCCAUCUGGGGAACGUGCAGUUUGUAGCCGAUGAGCAGGGCAGUGCCCAGGUGACCACAGAAAACCAGAUCAAGUACCUGGCGCGGCUCCUGGGGGUGGAGAGUCCUUUGCUUCGGGAAGCUCUGACUCACAAGAAGAUCAUCGCAAAGGGAGAAGAGCUGAUCAGCCCCCUCAACCUGGAGCAAGCGGCCUACGCACGGGACGCCUUGGCUAAAGCCGUCUAUGGCCGCACGUUCUCCUGGCUGGUGAACAAGAUCAACCGAUCCCUCGAGUACAAGGAGACAGAGUUCAUGGGGUGGAGAAGGAGCUCCUCCGUCUUGGGACUCUUGGACAUCUAUGGGUUUGAGGUCUUCCAGCACAACAGUUUUGAACAGUUUUGCAUCAACUAUUGCAAUGAGAAGCUGCAGCAGCUCUUCAUUGAACUGACGCUGAAAUCUGAGCAGGACGAGUACGAAGCUGAGGGCAUUGCGUGGGAGCCAGUCCCCUACUUCAAUAACAAAAUAAUCUGCGACUUAGUGGAAGAGAAAUUCAGAGGCAUCAUUUCGAUUUUGGACGAGGAGUGUCUGAGACCUGGAGAUGCCACGGACAUGACCUUCCUGGAGAAGCUGGAGGAGACCAUCAAGAACCACCCCCACUUCCUCACGCACAAGCUGGCUGAUGCGAAGACCCGGAAGACCUUGGGCCGGGAAGAGUUCCGCCUGCUGCACUACGCCGGGGAGGUCACCUACAGCGUGGCAGGUUUCUUGGACAAGAACAAUGACCUCCUCUUCCGGAACCUCAAAGAAGCCAUGUGCAACUCAGAGAACCCCAUCAUCACCCAGUGCUUUGACAGGACGGAGCUAACAGACAAAAAGCGGCCAGAGACGGCAGUGACUCAGUUUAAAAACAGCCUCGCAAAGCUGAUGGAGAUCCUGAUGUCCAAGGAGCCAUCCUACAUCCGCUGCAUCAAGCCAAAUGAUGCCAAGCAGGCGGGGCGCUUUGAUGAAGUUUUGAUCCGGCAUCAAGUGAAGUACUUGGGGCUGAUGGAGAACCUGAGAGUCCGCAGGGCUGGCUUUGCGUAUCGGCGGAAAUAUGAAGUUUUCCUACAAAGGUACAAGUCACUGUGUCCCGAAACGUGGCCCAUGUGGGACGGGAGGCCGCAUGAUGGCGUGGCUGUGCUCUUGAACCACCUUGGCUACAAGCAGGAGGAGUAUAAGAUGGGAAGGACAAAGAUAUUUAUUCGUUUUCCCAAGACUCUGUUUGCCACAGAAGAUGCCCUGGAGGUCCGGAAGCAGAGCCUGGCUACAAAGCUCCAGGCGUCCUGGAGAGGAUUCCACCAGCGGAAGAAGUUCCAACGGAUGAAGCAUUCAGCCAUCACCAUCCAGUCCUGGUUGCGGGGGACUCUGGGGCGCCAGAAGGCUGCCAAAAAGAAGUGGGCCGUGCAGACCAUCCGGAGGUUCAUCAAGGGCUUCAUUUACCGGAAUCACCCUCGUGGUCCUGAAAAUGAGUACUUUCUGGACCACAUCCGCUACUCCUUCCUCAUGACCCUGAAGCGCAACCUCCCCAGGAACGUGCUGGACAAGUCUUGGCCGAUCCCCCCGCCCUCCUUGCGAGAGGCUUCCCAGCUUCUGAGAGAGCUGUGCAUGCAGAACAUGGUCUGGAGUUACUGCAAGAGGAUCAGCCCAGAGUGGAAGCUGCAGCUGGAGCAGAAAGUAGUGGCCAGUGAGAUCUUCAAGGGCAAGAAGGACAACUACCCGCAGAGCGUGCCCCGGCUCUUCCUCUACACUCGCCUGGGUAGUGAAGAGAUUAAUGCCAAAGUCCUUCAGGUGCUGGGAAGCGAAGCGCUGAAGUAUGCAGUGCCGGUGGUCAAGUACGACCGGAAGGGCUACAAGGCCAGGGCUCGGCAGAUGCUGCUCACCCAGAAUGCGGUUGUGCUGGUGGAAGAGUCCAAAGUCAAGCAGCGCAUUGAUUAUGCCAACCUGACAGGCAUCUCCGUGAGCAGCCUGAGUGACAGCCUCUUUGUGCUCCAUGUCCUUCGGCAGGAUAAUAAGCAGAAGGGGGACGUAGUGCUGCAGAGUGAUUUUGUCAUUGAGACUCUGACUAAAAUUGCCAUCAGUGCCGACAAAGUGAACAGUGUGAAUAUCAACCAAGGCAGCAUAACGUUCACCGCUGGGCAAGGCAAAGAGGGCAUCAUCGACUUUACAUCAGGAUCGCAACUGCUGAUAGCCAAAGCCAAGAAUGGCCAUCUUGCAGUGGUGGCUCCCCGGCUGAAUUCACGAUGACCCUGACAGUGGCCCUCGGUGCGGGACCACCUUCCUCUGACUGCACUCUGUAACCCUGGCCAGCGUCUCUCUGGGCGGGAGCUGCUUUGCGGAUACUCUUUCUAGCUACCAAAGAUCCCUCCCUCAAUUACAUCCUCUGCCUUUUGCCAUACCAAAGCCCCCGUCCUCCUUCACAGGCGGCUGCUGCUGUGCCCUCCUGGGCCCAGGGUGGCACAUCGGGGACGGUGCAAAUCAGCCGUAGGGAGAAGGGCGCAGCCUGUCGAUCAGUCCCCCUGGAAAGCGAAAUGCCAAAUUUUAUACCAAAAUAUUUUGUGAGGAAUUUUUCUCCUAAAUUUUUGAUGCUUUGUAUGAAUCUAUAAAAGAAAAAGCCAUAAUGUAAAUGAGAUUCUGUACAUAACUGCUAAGGCUCUUGAUGGUAUGUCUGCACUAUGAGACUUGUUUUAUGUAUGAGUGGAAGCACUGCAGGAGCGGCAGAGGAAAAGACCCUCUUUCCUGCUUCCCCCCUUGACUUCCUCUGCGAGGAGUGGCUUCCACAGUGGCACAGCAGCUUUCGCUUGUGGCUAGUGGUAGCCCAUGUACCGUGGCAGGGAAGCCAAGAGCCGUGUGUGUCUUCCUUCCUGGGAACCAUCUCUUGUUUCUUUCUGCCAGCAGCUGAUGCUGAAUGCCCCCCAAGCGUUGCCAUAAAAUGGCAAAUGCAUAAGCAGAAUUAAAUGAGAGCUAUUUCAGGAAUGCUGAGUGGGUCAGCCCACAACAGUGCUGCCGUGUCAGUCUUCGGAGGAGCAAAUAUUUGGGAAAUGUUAACUUUUAAUCACAAUGUGCUUCCCUUGCCUAAGGGAAUUAAAAGUGGCUACUGGCUUAAAAUGACAUUUUAGCAGGGGGGGAGGCUUGAAAAAAGGUGUCCCUAAAGCGCACAGCCACGGGCCCACAGACCCCUCGCCCUAAGGCCUCAUUUGUGUUUUGACAACUGUGAAUUUUUGCUUCAUGUGCAAGUGACUUUUGUGGAUAGUGAGAAAUCCGGCUGAACCAUCCAUAAUGCCUCGUGUUCAGUUUACCGUAACAGUUUGGGGCUUUAACUUUUCUGGCGUCUCAAAGCAGCUGGGACUCCUCUCUGCUGCCCUAAUAGAGGCUGGUCCAGAGGGUCAGAUUCUCCCAGGUUUAUUUGGGUGCCUUGAUUGCAAUGACCGCUCUUCCGGACAUGUUUUGCCUGGAAGGUGUUGUCACAGAGUUGUCGCUGUUGCUGCUCCAGCCUUACCUGCGCAGCUGAACAAGGCUUGCUCAAGGGCAGGGCAGCUGCGCAUGCGUCUGUCCCACCAAAGGCCGAGGUGCGUUUGUGGGCAUUGCUGCAGAGCCUGCUCCUGGCACUGCCCACUGCCAGCCUUUGGGAGUUUCCUUUCCUUCGCUGUGAAGAAUGCUGCCUCUGCCGGAGUGUACAUAAGAUUUAACGCUCUAUGCACUAUGCUCUAUAAAUCAAGAUAUACAUGCCAAAUAAAUUUAUACUAAACCAGA
Messenger RNA from Sceloporus undulatus (fence lizard), 6713 nucleotides. It is a transcript of the gene MYO1C, whose product is annotated as myosin IC. Bases 2070 to 5207 code for a protein of 1045 amino acids. Gene Ontology annotation, biological process: vesicle transport along actin filament; actin filament organization. The record is from RefSeq and is a predicted model, not a curated record. NCBI's taxonomy places the organism in Eukaryota, Metazoa, Chordata, Lepidosauria, Squamata, Phrynosomatidae. Gene Ontology annotation, cellular component: vesicle; microvillus; myosin complex. The transcript has 32 exons. Gene Ontology annotation, molecular function: microfilament motor activity; ATP binding; actin filament binding.